AUUCUUGAACCAUUUGGAAAGCAAUUCUGCCUUGGCUUAGACGACUCCAACCAAGCCCCGAUGCUUUGAUUGCACCAGAAGGCAAUUAAUUCCCUCGUCCUUUAUUCCAAUACACCAUUAGCUUAUAUCUUCCUUGUACAUGUAUGCUAUAUGUAUAUAUAUUUAUGUAAUCUCAUUCCACCUCUCUUCAUUCUCAAUCAGAUUUCAUUUUUUUUUUUUGUUUCUAUUGAAAAACGUCAGCUUGUCUUUCCUUAAACGAACAAAAGGAUGAAGCUGAGCAACUCAGGCGGCCAAGGAGAGAGGCAGCGACAACCAUUUGACCGUGAUCUCAGAAACAUGAUAUCUGCCUUGAGCCAGAUGGGGGCAGACAAGCCAGGCUCCAGCCACUUGGAGGACGAGGACGAACAUGGGGUGAGAGUGAUCACACUCUCUGGCUCCAACAUCGGAGCCACCAUGAAGACGGAGCUCGAUGGGGACAGCGACAGAGACGGCAAUCUAGAUUUCCUGAGCACGUUCGCGAACAGCAAUUUUCAAGCGGUGAACAACUCCAUUAUGAUGGGAGGCGAGUACGAGACCCACGACCCCGGCGUUCAUCUCGAUAUCUGUGGCGAUACAGAGAAGCCUUUCUUGACCAAGGAAUCAAGGGCCAAGAAGGGAAAAGCUGCCACUAGAAGCGACGAACACACUGAUUGAUGGUCUCUGCCCACAAAUACAUCGUCUCAUGUUUUCCCUUUUGCCUCGUCGUGUCUGUCUAAAUAAUGCAUAUAAAGCACUUUCUCUUCAGGAAGACCUUGACGCGUGCUCCAUGUCUUCCUUUAGUCUAAUUUGAAAGCUUCCAGAUUUAUUCCACACUAUAUUUGUCUGCUUCUUUCA
Tarenaya hassleriana is the source of this 873-nucleotide messenger RNA. RefSeq lists its product as uncharacterized. Lineage: Eukaryota; Viridiplantae; Streptophyta; Magnoliopsida; Brassicales; Cleomaceae. The record is from RefSeq and is a predicted model, not a curated record. The transcript has a single exon. Bases 268 to 693 code for a protein of 141 amino acids.